This is a messenger RNA of Pan troglodytes (chimpanzee), 1395 nucleotides long. It is a transcript of the gene CCNH, whose product is annotated as cyclin H. Gene Ontology annotation, biological process: DNA-templated transcription; regulation of transcription by RNA polymerase II. Gene Ontology annotation, cellular component: transcription factor TFIIK complex. NCBI's taxonomy places the organism in Eukaryota, Metazoa, Chordata, Mammalia, Primates, Hominidae. Gene Ontology annotation, molecular function: cyclin-dependent protein serine/threonine kinase regulator activity. The record is from RefSeq and is marked provisional.
ACCUACGUCUCAGCGGGCGUCCUAACGAACCCGGGAUACGGUCUCUUCCUAGUCCGUUCCGGAAAUGCAACUGCGUACGGGCUGGCCUCGUAAUCGUGGCGUCAGCGCGCCCGCGCCGGCUGGCCGGACGCCCUAGGCUUCCGCGAGAUCUUCGGUGGGGGUAAGGGUGUUUUACGCCAGGACGCUGAUGCGUUUGGGUUCUCGUCUGCAGACUCUCUGGACCUGGUCACGAUUCCACAAUGUACCACAACAGUAGUCAGAAGCGGCACUGGACUUUCUCCAGCGAGGAGCAGCUGGCAAGACUGCGGGCCGACGCCAACCGCAAAUUCAGAUGCAAAGCCGUGGCCAACGGGAAGGUUCUUCCGAAUGAUCCAGUCUUUCUUGAGCCUCAUGAAGAAAUGACACUCUGCAAAUACUAUGAGAAAAGGUUAUUGGAAUUCUGUUCGGUGUUUAAGCCAGCAAUGCCAAGGUCUGUUGUGGGUACGGCUUGUAUGUAUUUCAAACGUUUUUAUCUUAAUAACUCAGUAAUGGAAUAUCACCCCAGGAUAAUAAUGCUCACUUGUGCAUUUUUGGCCUGCAAAGUAGAUGAAUUCAAUGUAUCUAGUCCUCAGUUUGUUGGAAACCUUCGGGAGAGUCCUCUUGGACAGGAGAAGGCACUUGAACAGAUACUGGAAUAUGAACUACUUCUUAUACAGCAACUUAAUUUCCACCUUAUUGUCCACAAUCCUUACAGACCAUUUGAGGGCUUCCUCAUCGACUUAAAGACCCGCUAUCCCAUAUUGGAGAAUCCAGAGAUUUUGAGGAAAACAGCUGAUGACUUUCUUAAUAGAAUUGCAUUGACGGAUGCUUACCUUUUAUACACACCUUCCCAAAUUGCCCUGACUGCCAUUUUAUCUAGUGCCUCCAGGGCUGGAAUUACUAUGGAAAGUUAUUUAUCAGAGAGUCUGAUGCUGAAAGAGAACAGAACUUGCCUGUCACAGUUACUAGAUAUAAUGAAAAGCAUGAGAAACUUAGUAAAAAAGUAUGAACCACCCAGAUCUGAAGAAGUUGCUGUUCUGAAACAGAAGUUGGAGCGAUGUCAUUCUGCUGAGCUUGCACUUAACGUAAUCACGAAGAAGAGGAAAGGCUAUGAAGAUGAUGAUUACGUCUCAAAGAAAUCCAAACAUGAGGAGGAAGAAUGGACUGAUGACGACCUGGUAGAAUCUCUCUAACCAUUUGAAGUUGAUUUCUCAAUGCUAACUAAUCAAGAGAAGUAGGAAGCAUAUCAAACGUUUAACUUUAUUUAAAAAGUAUAAUGUGAAAACAUAAAAUAUAUUAAAACUUUUCUAUUGUUUUCUUUCCCUUUCACAGUAACUUUAUGUAAAAUAACCCAUCUUCAAAAGAGCUAGAAUAGCA